This is a messenger RNA of Epithele typhae, 1014 nucleotides long. RefSeq names its product S-adenosyl-L-methionine-dependent methyltransferase. The transcript has 3 exons. Gene Ontology annotation, cellular component: nucleus. Gene Ontology annotation, molecular function: RNA cap trimethylguanosine synthase activity. Gene Ontology annotation, biological process: 7-methylguanosine cap hypermethylation; 7-methylguanosine RNA capping. The record is from RefSeq and is a predicted model, not a curated record. Bases 1 to 1014 code for a protein of 337 amino acids. NCBI's taxonomy places the organism in Eukaryota, Fungi, Basidiomycota, Agaricomycetes, Polyporales, Epitheliaceae.
AUGGGAAAAAGAAAGUCGAAUAUCGGUGGUCUCGCGCGAUUCGUGCUCGAAGCAAACAACAACACGCCAGAACCAUUUGCCACUUCUUCCAGCAUCAGUGUCACCCCCGCACAAGGCGCAGCAGACUCGAAAAACGAAGAGAACAUACUGGAAACCCCGGAACCUCGGCCUAAGAAGAAGCAAAAACUCCGAACGGGCCUUCUGGGUUCUGGGCUGGAGAGGAUUGACGCAACGGGUCUGGUUCCCUUUUACACGGAGGCAUCGCAGGUUCCCGAGCACCUACAAAAGUACUUUUCUCAGCGAGAACGUUUCUUCUCGCUGUACUCGUCUGGGUGUCUUCUGGACGAAGAAGGAUGGUACAGCGUAACACCCGAGAAGAUCGCAGACCAAAUUGCAGAACGAUGUAGAUGCGAUGUCGUGCUUGACGCGUUCUGUGGGGUCGGAGGGAACGCCAUCGCGUUUGCGAAGACCUGUGAGCGAGUCAUCGCGCUUGACGUAUCUCCGAUCCGUCUUGCGCUAGCGCGUCACAACGCCGCGCUUUAUGGUGUAGAAGACCGCAUAGAAUUCGUCCUCAUGGACUUCUUCUCGUUUGCGCGCACCCUGAAUAACGCCGCGAACUCGAGCCGUGCGCGGCGGAAGAUCGACGCCGUCUUCCUUAGUCCUCCCUGGGGCGGCCCGGCCUAUCUUGCCGGCUCACCAACCAAAGCCUCCGCGAAGGUGGCUGCCACAGGAGAAGAGGGAGAGGCACACGCGGAUUACAGCCUGGAGAGCAUACGGCCCGUUCAUGGUGCGGAACUCUUCAAGAUCGCGCGCGGUAUCACCAAGAACAUCGCGUAUUUCCUCCCCCGGAAUUCGAAUCUCGAAGAGAUCUCGGCCCUCGUGAAGGAUUCCUCCACUGGCGCGGCGGUGGAGAAGGUCGAAGUCGAAGAGGAGUGGAUGGGGACGAAGUUGAAAGCUCUGACUUGCUACUUCGGCGGUUUCGUGACGGGCCAAGAAAAUAUGUUCGAGGCAUAG